This is a messenger RNA of Trichobilharzia regenti, 1955 nucleotides long. NCBI's taxonomy places the organism in Eukaryota, Metazoa, Platyhelminthes, Trematoda, Strigeidida, Schistosomatidae. The record is from the annotation of a GenBank genome assembly.
GAAAGCCAGUAAGAAAUCCCAAAAUCUAACAUCUAGCAUCAAAAAUGACAGAAAACAUCAAUUUAAUUUUGAAAAAUAUUAUCUCAUUUGCUUUCCUUUAAUAAAAACUGACUUAGAUUUUUCGCCCAUUAUACUCAGUUAUCAGUUUCUAAAGCAAAGCUAAAUUCACACUUGAUUUCCAUUGACGUAUGAACGAUUCAUUCCAGAAUAACUGUGUAAACAUAAAUAAUCUCUCCAAUUCAUCUAUUUUAUGGAAGCCUGUAGUCAACUGGACUAUUUCAUGUUUCCUCAUCAUUGUUACAUGCAUUAUAUUCUUUGGAAAUCUUUUGAUAAUUAUUGCAUUUGCAACAACAAGUCGUUUAAGACGCGUGACAGAUCAUUAUAUUGUUUCACUCGCUAUGGCUGAUUUACUUGUGUCAGUCCUAGUGCUUCCUUUGGCUAUUGUUCGUCAGAACUUGGGUUACUGGCCGUUUGAAUCACAUGAAUUAUGCCAAUUCUGGUUGUCAGCCAAUAUAGUAUUGUGUAUGGCAUCAAUACUCAACCUGUGCUGCAUAUCUUUGGAUAGAUUCAUUGCAAUCAGUCGACCUAUCCAAUACAUCAGAAUACGUAAUCAUCGAACGGCUUCUGCAAUGAUAGCUGUUGCUUGGACGCUACCGAUGAUGACAAUGUUACCACCUUUGAUCGGAGGAAAUCAACACGCUUUAGGAAAAGGUUCAUGUCAUUUGACGAACAACAAAGGCUAUAGAAUUUAUUCGUCUAUAGUUGCAUUUUAUGGUCCAUUCCUACUGAUCGCCUAUAUGUACUUACGCGUAUUCUACGUAAUAAAACAUCGUUCGAAAAGUUUUCAAUAUGUAAAUAUCAAAUUUUCACCGUCAGCAAGUCAUAAGUCAAAUGUUACAGCAAAACCAGAUCUUUGUGUAACAUUUUCAAGUCCAAAGAGAGGAAAGUCUGCGAAGUUAAAAUCUCUGGAGAAUCCUGUUGUCACCAUGAAAAUCAGUAAUCAUUCUUAUAUUCAUACAAAUCCUUUCGAUAAAAUUUUCCCGCAUCAUUUAGUAAAGAACAAAAAGAUCAACACAUUUUGCAGCAAUCAUCAUUUAUUUCACAAAACAUAUAAUAUUGGAUGUAAGACAGACUAUAAAAAAGUUUUAACCGACAGAAUUGACAGUAAGCUCUCCGUUAAAAGUCGAGAUGAAUUAGAAGUAAUAUCGCCUGAGCCAACAGACCCAAUCCUUAGAGUGAUGAGAACAUUUCAUAUUUCACCCGAGCAUACUACUUCAAAAGAUGCCUGUUCAAAUUGUUCAACAAAUCCAGUGUUUCAUAUUAAAAGUAAACCGAAAAUUCAACAUGUCGACAGUGCAUACACUAUUAAGGUAACAGAAAAGACUAAACACAGCGACCGAUCUGCAUUCUGUCCAUCACAAGUGUUCUCCAUCACAUCUUUUAAAUGUCACCACCAUGAAGAAUCCUAUUGUUGUCGUUGUCAUUGUUGUCACCAGAAUCAGAAACACUUAGAGACACUUAUAAAUCGUUCAGAACCUUGUUUUAAGGUGAGAUGCAAUAAAGCACAACAAAGACGAGUGAAUAAUCUGCACAGUCGUCGACGUGAUCAUUCAAUCUUUCACAGAGAACAAAAGACUGCAAGAAUUUUAGCCGCCGUGGUUGGUUGUUUUACAGUUUGUUGGUUUCCAUUUUUCACAGUUCUGAUUAGUGAAGCUAUAUGCGAGUGUCAGUACUCAGAUAAUCUUAUCAACUUUGUUGUAUGGUUAGGCUAUUUUAACAGUAUUUUCAAUCCAUUCAUAUAUGCAUUUUUUAAAAAAGAAUACGCAGAUGCCUUCAAACACAUACUUCAUGUAAAUAUAAAAAAGUCUAAAAAACAUAUAAUUGGUAAAAAAUGAUGGUUUUUUUUUGUAAUUAAUAAAAACUAAAGAAUCCUUUGCUUUUAUUCUUAAAACACC